AGUGUGGGUGUUCUUGGCGGGGAUAUUUUAUAUAGCUCUAUAUCAGCAGCAUAUAGCAAAACCAUCACCAUGCUUGCAUCCAGAAUUGCUGGCAGCUUUCGAACCCAGCCUAUGAGACAGAAACUUGUCUCUCCGCUGGUGACCUCGGCAAAAAACCUCAGCACAGAGCACACGUUCGAAACCAAGCCGUCCUUGAUGCACCGCGCCGAGACGGAGCCGUCUGCGACUGUGUCGCUGACGCGUGACGAUGCGCUCAAGCUGUACCGGCGCAUGCAGACGAUCCGACGCAUGGAGACGGCCGCCGGCAACCUGUACAAGGAGAAGGCAAUCCGCGGCUUCUGCCACCUCUACUCGGGACAGGAGGCCAACUGUGUGGGCAUGAAGGCGGCCUUGAUCGAGGGCGACUCUGUCAUCACGGCGUACCGCUGCCACGGCUGGACCUACGAGAUGGGCGCCGCGCCAAAGGAGGUGCUGGCCGAGCUGACGGGAAAAGUGUCUGGCUGUGCGCGUGGCAAGGGCGGCUCCAUGCACAUGUACGCGCCCAACUUUUACGGAGGAAACGGCAUCGUGGGUGCACAGUGCCCGAUGGGAGCCGGUAUCGCUCUGGCGCACAAGUACAACAAAACUGGCAACGUGUGCCUGACACUGUACGGAGACGGAGCCGCCAAUCAGGGCCAACUGUUCGAGGCUAUGAACAUGGCUGCGCUCUGGGACCUGCCAGUCAUCUUCGUCUGCGAGAACAACCACUACGGCAUGGGCACGGCCGUGUCUCGCAGCUCGCACAACACCGACUACUACACGCGCGGCGACCUCAUCCAGGGCAUCAAGGUGGAUGGUAUGGACGUGCUGGCCGUCAGGGAGGCCACCCGCUGGGCCGCAGAGCAGUGCCGAAACGGAAACGGACCCGUCGUCAUGGAAACGGAGACUUACAGGUACUCUGGCCACUCGAUGUCGGACCCGGGCACCUCGUACCGGACCCGCGCCGAGAUCCAGGAGGUGCGUCAGAACCGCGACCCCAUCACCUCGUUCCGCGACAAGAUCCUCGGCGCCGAUCUCGUCACUGCCGACGAGCUCAAGGAGAUGGACACCGAGAUCCGGAAAGAGAUCGACGACGCCGUGCACGCGGCCAAGACCGACCCAGAGAUCGGCAUGGAGCACCUGUCCUACGACAUCUACAGCGACGACCUGGGUCACAACAUGGUGCGCGGCGUCUCGCCGUUCGUUCAGCUGCCGCACAAGGUCACCGGCCAGGCCGUCAACCGGAAGUGAGCACUUCCGAUGGUAUAAUUAGGCGACGUAUUGAGCGGAAGGAAGCGACUGCCACGAAAGUUUUGACGUUUUAUCUGAAUGGAUCAUGUGCGUUUUGGUGUCGGUGGAUCUGUGUUUGCUUUGAGCCAUGUAUGAGAGCGAGGCGACUGCGGGACGCCUGAGGCCUCUUGCACCAAAAUACCUAGCUAGGUAGAAUCGGCAAAAUACCUACCUAGUAAAACUACCUACGGCGGUAACUUCUCUUGCACCAUCCUACCUACCUAUGACC
This is a messenger RNA of Amphibalanus amphitrite, 1537 nucleotides long. Its product is annotated as pyruvate dehydrogenase E1 component subunit alpha, mitochondrial-like. The transcript has 11 exons. Gene Ontology annotation, molecular function: pyruvate dehydrogenase (acetyl-transferring) activity. Gene Ontology annotation, biological process: pyruvate decarboxylation to acetyl-CoA. Lineage: Eukaryota; Metazoa; Arthropoda; Thecostraca; Balanomorpha; Balanidae. The record is from RefSeq and is a predicted model, not a curated record. Gene Ontology annotation, cellular component: intracellular membrane-bounded organelle. The coding region runs from base 70 to 1269 and encodes 399 amino acids.